AUGCCGUCCACCCAAAUGCGCAUCCGAAAUGCAAACCGCACUCAGACUCACCGGAGGCAGGUUUACUCUGACAGGAAUGCAGCCACGUUAUCGCGGUUACAGCGACAAGCUGAAGUUGGUUGCCAGCGUGAACAAGCAGCUCAGCCUCCUGACAUUGGAAACAUCUUGGAUCGGACAAGCCACGACUAUCCAUUCGAUGCCCAGCAGGAAUCAGCCAAUCAGAACCAAGCUGAAGACAAAUCUGAAUGGGGCAAUUUUUCCAAAGACGAACUGGAUGAAAUAGAUUUGGCGAUGGCUUCUUACAAAGAAAGAUACCGUCAGAAAGCACGCGAAUACAACUGGAACAUACUACUUGCUGCUCUCCAACCUGCUCAAAACGUUCUAGUCGAUCAGUUGAUCUGGUAG
Messenger RNA from Puccinia triticina, 405 nucleotides. RefSeq lists its product as uncharacterized. The record is from RefSeq and is a predicted model, not a curated record. NCBI's taxonomy places the organism in Eukaryota, Fungi, Basidiomycota, Pucciniomycetes, Pucciniales, Pucciniaceae. The transcript is spliced from 2 exons. The coding region runs from base 1 to 405 and encodes 134 amino acids.